AAAACAAAGCUACUGAAGCAGGUAGAUUAAAUCCUUUAGAAAUGGCUUAUGCUGCUCUUUCUUCACUUAUGUAUACAUUGGAACAACUCCUGAAACCUAAUCACUCUUUGGUUUGUCGAUGCUGUACACAACAACAUGUCGAAUCUCUCUAUCAAAAUCUUUCUGCUCUGCAAGUUUUCCUUGACGAUACUACCACAAAGGAUAUUGAAACUCUUAAGAUUAUAGAAAAGAAGAUCAGAAAUGUAGUAUACAAAGCAGAAGAUAGAGUUGAUUCAACUCUAAGAAACAUCAUUCUAGCAGAUCGCGAGGACAAACGGCAAAAGGCGUGUAGAUCCUUUCAUGAAGAACUGUUGAAAGUGGAAGAACAAGUUUAUUUUCUCAACAAAGAGGUGAUGCUGAUCGAGUUUAACAAGCAUGGAAGCAAAUCUGCAGAAUUAGCAAGAAUUUCCUCCUCACUAGAAAAAAGUACAAUUGAGGAAAAUACUAUUGUUGGGAUGGAGGAUGACUUUAACACCUUACUUGAUCGCCUCACUGCCCAAACGAAGAAGUUAACUGUCAUACCAAUUUUUGGUAUGGGCGGUAUAGGUAAGACAACUCUUGCCAGAAAAGUUUAUGAUGAUUCAUACAUUCGUUCUCGAUUUGAUAAACAUGCAUGGGUCACUAUCUCCCAAGAAUUCAAUCAGAGACAAAUGCUUCUUGAACUUGUCUCUUCAAUUACUGGAAGCAAGCAAGUAACAAGCGAUGAUCAACUAAUGGAGAUUGUGUAUAGAGGCCUGAAGGGUAGGAGAUUUCUAAUUGUCAUAGAUGAUAUUUGGAGUACAACGACUUGGGACCAAAUGCAAAGAACAUUUCCAAAUGAUGACAAUAGAAGCCGAAUUCUAUUAACCACUCGGCUCAAGUAUGUUGCUGAUUAUGUCAGUUGUCCUGAUUUUCCGCCUCAUAGGAAGUCUUUUCUAAGUCUAAAUGAUAGUUGGAAUCUAUUCACCGAAAAAUUAUUCAAAAACGAUCCAUGUCCUCCUUUACUUGUAGAAAUAGGGAAGCAUAUUGUACGACAAUGUCAAGGAUUACCUCUCUCAAUUGUUGUAGUUGCUGGACUUCUUGUAAAAAUGGAGUUAACGCAUGACAAUUGGAAGAAGGUUGAGGAAAAUCUGAACUCAUUCUUUGGUACAGUAUCCGAACGAUGCCAAUCAAUUCUUUCUUUGAGCUACAACUACUUGCCCCAAUAUUUGAGGGCUUGUUUUCUCUACAUUGGAGGUUUUCCGGAAGACAGAGAAAUCAAUGUUUCCGAGUUGAUUAGGCUAUGGAUUGCUGAGCAAUUCGUAAAGGCAAGAAACAAUAAAAGGUUAGAAGUGGUGGCAGAGGAAUAUCUACAAGAGCUAAUUGAUAGAAGUCUAAUUUUGAUUGAUACAUUAACGGCUAAUGGAAGGAUGAAAACUUUCAAAAUUCAUGAUCUUCUUCGCCAACUAUGCCUAGGUGAAACUCAUACUGAAAAUGUUGUGAAUGGGAAUGUUCUCGUAGCCAUAGAUGAUCAACGUCGAGUGAUCCUUCUGUCUAUACUUGAAGAGAAGCAAGUUUAUCCUCCAAUGCAUAUCAAUGGUAUAGCUCGCACCUUUAUUUCAAUGCAAUAUUUUCAGUACCCCAAUAUUCCAGGAGGGAUUUGUUCCAUUUUUUCAGAGUUCAAGUUGCUUAAGGUGUUGGACGUAUUAACAGUUUUGUUAGAUUUCUCUAGUGUAAUACCUGAGCUUGUACAUUUGAGAUAUGUUGCUGCAAGAAUUGAGGAAGGUCUUUCACUAGACAAAUUGAGAAAUCUACAGACCAUAAUUCUUCGAAGAAAUAAGGGUAUCAACAUCAUAGUGGGGGAGCAGCCAGUAGAUAUCUGGAGAUUGUCAGAGCUAAGACAUUUGGAUAUCAGCUGGCCACUAUGUAUAUCUAAUCCUCUUGAGGCAGAAAAUCCUUUGUUUCUCAAUAACUUGAAAAAUCUUUUUCUCUAUAACUCUCCUUUUGUUGUGGAAAUCAUAGGAAGAACUCCCAAUCUAAAAAAGCUAAACAUCAUAGAUAAUUCUUAUCAUCUUGACUGGCCUGCAAUUCUUGAUUCUCUAAUUCUUCUAGAGGAUCUGGAGAUGCUACUCAUAAAUCUGCAGAGCAUUGACCUGAACAUUUUCUCUGGAGAUAUUUUGUCUUGUAAAAUCAAGAAAUUAAGUCCUAAUAUCAAGAAAUUGAUAUUAUAUGGUACUUAUAUACCAUGGGAAGUUGUAAAUUUGCUGGCUAAUUUACCCAAUCUUGAGGUGAUGAAAGGGGAGUGUGCAUUUUCUGGAACAAAUUGGAAAGUAGAUGAAGAUAUUGUGUUUCGCAAAUUAAAAUAUCUAUUAAUUGGUGAAGAAGCAGAUCUGGAAAGGUGGGAAGCUGGUAGUGAUAAUUUUCCGAUGCUUGAGCAACUAAUACUUUAUGGGUUGUAUAAACUGGAGGAGAUUCCGGAGAGUAUUGGAGAUAUAAUGACACUAAAAUUGAUCAAAAUAGAUGAUUGCAGCUCUUCUGUAGAGAAUAGUGCUAAGAGAAUUCAAGAAGAGCAAGAGAACUUGGGAAAUUAUGAGCUUCAACUUCAAAUUACUGGAGGAGAUUCCGAAGAGUAUUGA
Molecule: messenger RNA, 2633 nt
Organism: Solanum stenotomum
Lineage: Eukaryota; Viridiplantae; Streptophyta; Magnoliopsida; Solanales; Solanaceae
Product: putative late blight resistance protein homolog R1A-10
Exons: 2
Coding region: 42-2633 (863 amino acids)
Biological process (GO): defense response to other organism
Molecular function (GO): ADP binding
Source: RefSeq, a predicted model, not a curated record